Penicillium angulare is the source of this 276-nucleotide messenger RNA. Its product is annotated as Uracil phosphoribosyltransferase protein. The transcript has a single exon. Lineage: Eukaryota; Fungi; Ascomycota; Eurotiomycetes; Eurotiales; Aspergillaceae. The record is from RefSeq and is a predicted model, not a curated record. Bases 1 to 276 code for a protein of 91 amino acids.
AUGUGGAUGAUAAUUGAUGAAGUCAACUUGAAUGGCAAAGAUACUAUUGUAUUGGUCGACUUCGUCAUGAAUACCGAAAACAGAAUAUUUCUCUACAUCGAUCGUAUCCGAAGCCUGGAUGACGAGAUUCGGAUUGUGGUGAUGGCAGGGAUUAUCUACACACCAACAGAUGACUUCAUUCGGAAAGUAAAAGAGUUCAUCAAUGUCAGUUUCUUUGCACUGAGUCUUUCGAAUGAUCGACCAGAGAAACUGGAUGGCAGGGACACUGGAUGGUAG